Molecule: messenger RNA, 4430 nt
Organism: Anneissia japonica
Lineage: Eukaryota; Metazoa; Echinodermata; Crinoidea; Comatulida; Comatulidae
Product: nitric oxide synthase, brain-like
Exons: 21
Coding region: 123-3215 (1030 amino acids)
Biological process (GO): nitric oxide biosynthetic process
Molecular function (GO): nitric-oxide synthase activity; calmodulin binding; FMN binding
Source: RefSeq, a predicted model, not a curated record
ACGGUUCCAAAUGCUAUCACAGAACAAAAAACGAGCACACCCCUCUUCAAAACUAUAUCACGAAUAGUCGUUGCCGAGACACGCUGCAUUUAACAUGUAAACAGUAUUGUAUAGGCGCCUUGAUGAGUGUACCUGGUCAGUUUAUUGGACAAAAUACAACGCCAGAUAUCCUCCGAAGCGCAAUUGAAUUUAUUGACCUCUACUUCCAGCAUAUCGGUCUAAAUGGCACAAACGAGCAUCUACAACGAGUAAAAUGCAUCGAGGAGUCUAUUUCGAAUAUUGGUUGGUAUGAUUUAUCACAUGAUGAGCUUGUAUUCGGCGCUAAGUCAGCCUGGAGAAAUGCAGCCAGAUGUAUUGGAAGGCAGCAGUGGAACACUCUGGAAGUCUUUGACAGACGUGAUAUUUCCUCUACUACAGAGAUGUUCGAGGCCAUUUGCAAGCAUUUGAAAUUCGCAGCAAAUAAUGGACAGAUUCGGUCUGCUAUGACAGUAUUUCCGGCAAGACGUAAAGGACAAAGCGACUUCCGUGUGUGGAACUCACAGUUAAUAAGGUACGCGGGAUAUAGUACAGAAGAGGGCGCGGUCAUUGGAGACCCGGCAAAUGUUGAGUUUACAAAAAUUUGCCAAUCACUUGGAUGGAAGGGAAAGAGGGGGAUGUUUGACGUUCUUCCACUUGUGCUCUCAGCAAAUGGGAAUGAUCCAGAACUUUUUGAAAUACCUUCGGAUUUGGCUCUUCAAGUACCAAUAUCCCAUCCGACCUUUGAUUGGUUCAGUGAGCUUGGCCUAAAAUGGUAUGCUGUUCCAGCAGUUUCAGACAUGUUGUUUGAAUGUGGGGGACUGCAGUUUCCUGCGGCACCAUUCAACGGAUGGUACAUGGUAACCGAGAUUGGUACACGUGACUUCUGUGAUACACAGCGAUACAACAUGUUAGAGACAGUAGCAAAGCGAAUGAACCUAGAUACGACAGAUAAUUUAUCAUUUUGGAAAGAUAAGGCAUUACUGGAGACAACACUUGCAGUUAAUCACAGUUUUCAGGCUGCUGGUGUUACGAUAUGGAACCACCAUACGGCGUCUGAUUCCUUUAUUAAACACUUUGAACAGGAGCAAAAGAUAAGAGGAGGGUGCCCAGCUGACUGGGUUUGGAUAGUUCCACCCUUAUCGGGAAGUGCCACCAAGGUUUUCCAUCAGGAAAUGGUGAAUUAUCACUUAAGCCCAUCAUUGGAUUACCAGGUAAGUGCUGCAGAAUCGCAUGAAUGGCAAGAUGCAAAUAUGCAAAUACAGGUUAACAGCAGACGAUUUACUUUUAAGCAGUUGGUCACGUUCAUUAUAUGUGCACAAUAUCUGACAAUGAAGGCGCUUGUCAAACGAGAUAGGGUUAGUAUAUUGUUUGGAACGGAAACUGGAACUUCUGAAAAAUUUGCAUUGAAACUAGCGGAAUUCUGCCGAAAUUUGUUUUAUGUAGAGGUUACUUCAAUGGAGCAUUACGAUGCAAGGAGAAUUCACAGAGAGCAUAUCUUACUAAUAAUAACCAGCACAUUCGGAAAUGGCAAUCCUCCUGAAAAUGCAAAGAAUUUUGCACGUCAACUGUCGUUACUGGCAAAAUCUUACAAAGAUGGUACGAAUGAUAUUAAGGAAAGUUUUAGUAAUGUAAGAUUUGCAGUAUUUGGUCUUGGAUCUCGUGCUUAUCAAACGUAUUGUAAAUUCGCUCACGAUGUCCAUCAGCAUCUCACUGAAAUUGGCGCAUACAGUAUACAAAAAGUUGGCGAGGGUGACGAAAUGUGCAAGCAAGCAGAGUCCUUUCAGAUUUGGGCUCAAGAAGUGGUGAAGACCAUUUGUGCUACAAGUGGCAAGGAUGACAAAACAAAGUUACUAAAAUCACUAAAUGGCAUGAUAAAAUAUCCAGAAUGGAAUCCAAAAGAAUAUCGUAUUGUGAAAAGCCACCAUGCAGAACCAAACCUGAUAAAAUCUCUGUCUAUUAUCCACCAGAAGAAGAUGACACCAUAUCGUUUGCUGUCAAAGGAAGAGUUGCAAUCGGCGAAAUCAAGCCGAUCUACUCUCCUUAUUCGACUGGAAUCUUGUGAAGAAACACGUUUGUCCUAUGUUCCGGGAGAUCAUAUCAUUGUUUUUCCUUCUAACGACAACACUCAGGUGAAUAAAAUCAUAAGAAAAAUCACAAAGCUCGAUUCCAUUGAUGACGUCAUUGAAAUUGAACAAAUCGAUGCCGGCCUUAACUGGAAGAAAUGCAAUAGGCUUCCACCAUGCUCAGUUCGGACAGCAUUGACACAUUUCAUAGACAUAAGUGCACCACCAACUCAAGAACUGCUAGCUUGUUUCGCCACGAUCACCUCUGAUGCCGCAGAGAAAGAGAUUCUCCAACGACUCUCUAACGAAUUCAACCUCUACAAGGAGACUCUAAAGGCUCUUGGAGAUCCUUUGGUGUCUGACAUCCUAAACAUCUUUACCAACAUAACGCUUUCUGCUCAGCUUAUCUUCACCCAAUUUCCGAUUAUUAAACCACGUUACUAUUCAAUCAGUUCGUGUCCAUUGGCCUAUAAGAGUGAGGUUCACUUGACAGUCACCAUACAAGAGCAUUUUCAUAUUAAUGGUUUAAAAAAUAAUGAACAAAUUGGAAAACGCCGGUUUGGCCUGUGUUCAGGAUGGUUUAGGCAAAUGAAAAAGGGCAAUAUUGUACCGGUAGCCAUCAAACGGUCGGAGGAAUUUCAUAUGCCACUUAACUCCAGCUCACCAGUUAUUCUGAUUGGUGCUGGAGCUGGUAUUGCCCCGUUUCGUGGCUUUUGGCAAAGUGAGCAGAAGGCAAGAAUGUUAGGUGAGAAAUGUCAAUCUACGUUUACGUUGUUCUUUGGCUGUCGUCAUCCUGAUAUUGAUUAUAUCUACAAAGACGAGUUGUUGGCGCUGUUGCUAUCAGGUGUAUUAGACAGUGUUCAUGUUGCAUUUUCACAAAAGGAUAAUGGUCGUAAGCGCCAUGUACAAAGGGAGUUACGUGAACAGUCGCUAACGGUAUACAAGAAACUGAUUGAAAAGGGUGGCCACGUGUACGUAUGUGGUGGGACAAACAUGGCAAGAGGUGUCAGGCAGACUUUGUUGGAUAUUCUACAAAUCCAUGGUCGCAUGUCAACGAAAAAAGCCGAAGAAAUAUUACAGUGGUUGAAGGACGAAAAUCGGUAUCAUGAGGAUAUAUUUGGUGUGUCGCGUUGAAAAUCGUAAAGAGAUAUCAACACAGCGUCCGGAAAUUUAGUGUAGUUGGGAUAGCAAAUAUAACGUGAUCAGUACUUACCUUUAUGAAGUUCAUUCGUUGGAAUUUUAAGGAUAUAUUUCAACUUAUAUUGUACAGUAGGAUGUAAAAUUAGGCUUAUUAUAUUUGGUAAAAAAAGUUAUGAUACGUGCCUUAUUCGAUAUUAGGUAUGUGCACACACGAUUACAAAAUGUAAGACAAAAUAUUCAUGACGUGAAAGGCUCAUCGAUUGUUGUCAGUUUUUCAAAUAUAAAUAUUCAUUUGAAGAUUUUUAAGCAAACAUUUAUAUUUUAAUUUUGCCUUUUUAAUGAAAAUAAAGUGCAAUUCAUCAUUAUGAACUAUAUAAUUCACUUAAAGUAUAUUUUCAUACCAUCUUAUACAUAUCUCCCGACUGGGAGUCCACGGUCCCCGAAAAUAGGUCCGAAAACAAAACAAAAAUCAAAUGACAUACCGGUACUGCAAUUAUUAUAAAAUAUGUCAUGUUAUGUUGACUAUGUAUAUAAAUUUUAUUAAAAUUAUAGAAAUAUACUAUUUCAAAUAUAUUAUUUCUCAUAUAAUUGCAUUUUCUGUAACUUUUUUUUUAAUAUUAAGAAUCGUUCAUGAAAUUGACGUCAGCUUAAACUUUUCUGCACUUUUUUAGAAGUUUUUCCAGUCUUCUACAUUCUUCUUGACUAACAUAACUGUUGUAACUCAACUCAUAAUACAUCUAAACGAUCGACAUGAUAUAAUAAACAAUACAAAUUUAAAAGAAAUAAACCAAGAUUUUAUAAACAUGUUUCUGCUGUAUCACACAGUCAUCUUCAGUAAACUAAAAGAACUAAAAACUUAAUACGCCACGUCAGCUGAUAUAGUACCAGUAGUACUAUAAUAGUAUUAAGAUAAUCAUAAAAUUAUGAUACAGGUAGUUUCUGAAUUUUAAAAGAGUUUCUACAAUGCUCUUUCGAAAAUAGUUAAAAUCACGUUUUCACUCUUUACUUGACCCUAAGGCAGUAUGUUUCAGAGAGUUGUCGAGAGGAUACAAGGUCACUUGAAUUAUAAUUUAUUUUGAUGGAUUGAAUUGUAUAACCGUUAGCUAUAUUUAGAAAAAAAAAACCAAUGUUAUGUAAUUUAUUGAAAAUGCUGUAUACAUGAAGUAUUUUUACUCAGAUGAAUGCUUCAUUAAAUACCACUCCAAACUA